CUGCACGAAAAGAGCUGCUCGCAACGGCACCACAGAAUAUCUCAUUGCCAGGACAGAGGAGUGUGCAGAAAGAGGAGGAGAGAAGGUGGAGGGAAUUCACUCGAAUUUUGGAUCUAACUGGAAGACGGCUGAAAGGAGGGCAUUUCAACGUUUUCACCGUGCGCCCCCCUCGUUCCUCAACACCUCACUGAGAUCGGAUCGGACCGGAGCCGAGAAUGGAGCUCCCUGCCGCCGGCGAGCACGUCUUCGCGGUGGAGGGCAUCGAGAAGAAGCGCAUUCGGAAGGGCAAGAUCGAGUACCUGGUCAAGUGGCGCGGCUGGUCUCCAAAGUACAACACAUGGGAGCCGGAGGAAAACAUCCUGGACCCGCGGCUCCUCGUCGCGUUUCAACACAGAGAGAGGCAGGAGCAGAUUAUGGGAUACCGAAAGCGGGGCCCAAAACCAAAACAUCUUCUGCUACAGGUGCCUUCAUUUGCCCGGAGAUCAAGCAUCCCAGCAGGAUUCAAGGAAAUGGCCCAGGACGCAGAGGGUAGUCUCAAGUUGGAUCCUACCCAGGUCCAGCGCUCCCAGCCCCAGCAUUACCAGCUGAACAGCAAAAAGCACCAUCAGUACCAACCCAGAAGCCAGGAGGUCCCUGCUGACGCUGUCAACUACAGCAAAAAGAAGUUAAUCUACCAGCUCAACAGCAAGAAGCACCACCACUAUGAACCCGACCCACACAUGUAUGACGCACAGGUUUCGAGGCUCAAGGAGGUGGUCAAAGUUCAGGAACCGACCAGCAAACUGACAAAUCCGGGGUGGACCUUACCUUUGGCCCUGCAGCAGAAAUGGAUCCGCAACAAAGACACUGGGUGCUUGAGCAAAGUCAAAGAGCUGGCAGUGGAGGUGAGGAAGCCAGUUAAAGAGGUGCAGAGCAAGAACGCACUGAAUCCCAACCCUAAGGAGGCUACACUUCCUAGUGCCGUUAGCAGCAAAAUGAAGAUAAUCAAGAAUAAAAAUAAGAAUGGACGCAUUGUUAUUGUCAUGAGCAAAUAUAUGGACGGUAACAAGGCUAAUGGAACUAAGGAAAAACACAAGGUAUCUUCAAAAGACGACAAAACGCAAAGCACCAAAACAUCUGACAACAAUACAGCACCCAGGACCAAAAUGGCUGAACACCCAGAGAACGGGAUUCCCAAGGAGAUCUGUAAGGGGAGCUCCCUCUCUGUUGCGGAGCAUCCUUUGAAGUGUUCCCCCAAAGACAGACAUUUUUCCAAACCAUCUCCAAGCACAGCUGAGGAAUACAACACUGAAGUAGCCCGCGGUCAGGCGGAUUUACCGGAAGACUUGCCCCUGCAGCUGACAGCCAGCUCCCCCCAGACGUCUUGGACCGCUGACACCGCCAUCGCGACCCAUACUGCUGUCGACCCGAUCCGGAUCCCCUCCUUCCCUUGUGAUCUGAAAAGGAAGCUGUCGGAUCCCAUUGAGGACAGGAACGUUGGUAAAAUCUACCUUGCGUCAAGGAGCUUAAGCGUGCCCACCGCCUCAAUCGUGCCGCCUCAGGACAAACCCAUGGACCUACAUUGCAGCGUGGCACGUCACCGCAGUAUGGGUACGACAUAUGAAGAAGAUGGAAGCCAGGAGGAGCCGAUGGACCUCAGCUGCCCCAAAAACAGGAUGCAGGUUGAAGCAGAAGUCCAGCCGCAGGUGGAGCCUGAGUCUGCUAGUAAAGACACGCCUGCGAAGGAGAAAUCCUUGGAAAAAGCUCCAGAGGAACCUGCGAAAAAAAUCUCCCCCUUCAUGGGAAACAUAAUCAUCACUGACAUAACGACAAACAGCCUCACCGUCACCUUUAAGGAAUACGUUUCUUUCUAAAAUAAUGAACUCCCAGCUUUGUUAAGCUGAUUUUGUGAAUAUGUGCAUAUGUAAAAAAAAAAAAAGAAAGAAAAACAAAUGAAUUUUGUGCAUAUUGAAAUUUAUAAUUUAUAAGUCAAAUCCAGUAUGUUUCCUAUGAUGUUUUAUACUGUUACUCCUCUGUGAUGUUGUAGCCAAGAAAGUGCCCUCGACUAUUUGAGCGAAUGCCUCACUCGGGUGGAGAUUCUUCACCAAAAACAAAAAAUUCUUUGUCAAAAGAAGCUGGGGGGGGAGGAGACUAUUCCUGUUUUUCAUACUUGUACCAAACUUAUAACCUCAGAUAUACAGUAUAAAGGUUUAUACAUGUUUCGUAUUACUAAUAUCUGUUCAUGUUGGUCGGAGAGAAGGUUUCUGAGUGGACUGCGAUCACGAAUCAAAUCUUAAGCACUUAAUGAUUUUUCAAACGUUUUGCUUGUGUCAUCACUGUCGCAGAGACAGUCACAGAUUUUCUUGUCCUUUUGUUGCUGUAAUAGACAAAGCCCUCAUUGUGGAUCAGCAUAAUUCAGUGUUUUGUUUGUGGCUUGUUUAAAGAAAAGUUAUUGGCUGUGACAUGCAAAUUCAAAAAGCGGGUGUGUCAUAAUACAAUGUAAACACACACUGCAGAGCACAGGUAUUUGUAUACUCCUGAAAAGCAAUCCGACUGCAGACUGAAACAAAUCAAAUCUAGAAGCUUAAUAUAUAUUCUUCACUUUUAUGCUUUAGAAGUUAAAUUGAUUAUUUAGAUUUUUUUGAAGUGAGGUUCUUUAAAGUAUCUGGUUGUAGGAAAAAGAUCAUUUUGAUUUACGUUUGUAGAACAGACUAAAUCCUGUGAACGGUGGGAAGCUAGCGGUUUGCAUUUAGCUUAUUCUAUCAUCUAAACUUAACACGUUUGUCACAGCAGGAUACAAUGCUAUAUUAGUCGAUACAAAAUGUCUGUUUUCAAAAACUGCUGGUAUAUUUGUGGGGUUUUCUCAGCUGAACAACAUCCAUGUUGCUAAGUGGUAUCAAUAUGCCAGAUCCGCUGCAACGAGUCAGUUUGGCUGGAUGCAAAUUGCAAAAAUUACCAGGGAAGGACAAUAUAAGAGAAAGGUCAGGGGCGCUUUGAUGCCCAGUGAGCUUAUUGAGGUGGGCUCCCAAAUUAAAUUCUGCUAAGGGUCUCAAACAACAUUGGGUCAGCUCAGUCAGAAGGGUAUUGGCAUUAUUCUUCAAUUUAAGCUUAAACAGGACCUAUCAUUGUCCCCUGGAUUUUCCUCUCCACUGUUCCUCUGGAGUCUUGUGUUAUUUGCAUGCAACACUUUUUUAAUUUGUUCUCAAUUUAAUUGACUAAGCAUCUCAAUACCAUGAUGCAGCCCACCAUGUUUCACCACUUUAAAGCCACCAAGACUGGAGCAGACGUUUAGGAAUGAUCCCUGCUGACUCAGGAUCAGAUUAGGUAGACUUUAACUUUAUCUUUUAAACAAGGACAUCAUUUGAACUGUUAUUGGCUAUGAUAACAUUGAUGAAAAUUUUGAGUUUAAUCUAUUUUAAAUGGCUAAAAUAUGCAAAAUGGUCACAUGUCUGACAAGCUGUUAGCCUUCUUAGAUUUUAUCCACUUUUUAAAAAACUCUGCAAUAUGACAUUGUUUGCAUAUCAGCUCCUCAACACACUCCAAAAGCACAGUGCUCCUUAAAUAAUAUGUCAUUUAUGGAAACUGACUCGCCUUGUUACUUGAUUUUCACUAUAGCGAAGUUGUGUUUAAUACCUCAUGUAAUGUGAAGGCUCAUUUCACCAUUUAUCUGUCGAAGCUCACUAAAAUGUUCAGAAAGCUACCAGGCUUGGUAAUUAUUGAGACUUAACGGGACCAUCCAGUCAGAUCCCGUGAGUCCGAGCCGUUUUGAUUAUUCAUGCUGCUGAUAGUUAAAAAGCUGUUGGAUGUAAGCUACAGCUACGUUCGAGUCCAAGUAGCCUUCCCCGCACACUUAAUGCAAAUCUAGUCAGAAUGCUAAAGUGAAAGGCUGUGGUGAGGAAAAUGAAGAGUGCGUAUUUAUUGAUGUUAAAGGUUUAGUUUAAAAAAGCGAAAUCCGCUUACUGUGCUUUGUUUGCACCGAACGGUUUCAUCUCGAGCGGGUUUUCGAGUCUUUUUGGUUUUCUUUUGCUUCGUCUUUGCACUCUGUUUAAAGUGGAAAUGAUUGUUAUAAAGUAUGCUAUAUCGGCUGACCUGUAUGCUCAUCUCCCUGGAUGGUAUGUCUCAAAAUAAAGAUGGAGAUUUUAUAACA
Messenger RNA from Girardinichthys multiradiatus, 4126 nucleotides. RefSeq names its product E3 SUMO-protein ligase CBX4-like. The record is from RefSeq and is a predicted model, not a curated record. Lineage: Eukaryota; Metazoa; Chordata; Actinopteri; Cyprinodontiformes; Goodeidae. Gene Ontology annotation, biological process: negative regulation of DNA-templated transcription. The transcript is spliced from 5 exons. The coding region runs from base 216 to 1853 and encodes 545 amino acids.